Arabis nemorensis is the source of this 1173-nucleotide messenger RNA. Lineage: Eukaryota; Viridiplantae; Streptophyta; Magnoliopsida; Brassicales; Brassicaceae. The record is from the annotation of a GenBank genome assembly.
AUGUCGGCGGAGAGUUGUUUCGGUAGUUCAGGUGAUCAAAGCACGAAAGGAUUGCCUACUCAUGGUGGUAGUUAUGUUCAGUAUAAUGUCUAUGGGAAUCUAUUCGAAGUUUCUAGAAAGUAUGUUCCUCCUCUUCGUCCUAUCGGUAGAGGCGCUUAUGGCAUCGUCUGUGCGGCUACAAACUCAGAGACUGGAGAGGAAGUAGCUAUCAAGAAGAUCGGUAAUGCUUUCGACAACAUUAUCGAUGCGAAAAGAACUUUGAGAGAGAUUAAGCUUCUCAAGCAUAUGGAUCAUGAAAAUGUAAUUGCUGUAAAGGAUAUAAUAAAACCACCGCAGAGAGAGAACUUUAAUGAUGUUUACAUUGUUUAUGAGCUAAUGGACACUGAUCUCCAUCAAAUUAUACGCUCAAACCAACCUUUGACCGAUGAUCAUUGUCGGUUCUUCUUGUAUCAGUUGUUGCGUGGGCUCAAGUAUGUUCAUUCAGCGAAUGUAUUACAUCGAGAUUUAAAACCCAGCAACUUGCUCCUGAAUGCAAAUUGUGAUCUAAAGCUUGGGGAUUUCGGGCUGGCGAGGACCAAAUCCGAGACAGACUUCAUGACUGAAUAUGUUGUUACACGUUGGUACCGAGCUCCAGAGUUGCUCCUUAAUUGCUCAGAGUACACAGCAGCAAUCGAUAUUUGGUCUGUUGGUUGUAUACUCGGUGAAACAAUGACUAGAGAGCCAUUAUUUCCUGGUAAAGAUUAUGUUCAUCAACUUAGACUCAUCACUGAGCUUAUAGGAUCACCUGAUGAUUCAAGCUUGGGAUUCUUAAGGAGUGACAACGCAAGAAGAUACGUUAGACAGCUUCCGCAGUACCCGAGACAGAACUUUGCUGCUAGAUUCCCAAACAUGUCAGCAGGUGCAGUUGAUUUGCUGGAGAAAAUGCUCGUCUUUGAUCCAAGCAGACGCAUCACAGUUGAUGAGGCAUUGUGCCAUCCGUAUUUAGCACCGCUGCACGAUAUAAACGAAGAACCGGUGUGUGUGAGGCCAUUCAAUUUCGAUUUCGAGCAACCUUCUUUGACAGAAGAGAACAUUAAGGAGCUUAUAUAUCGUGAAACAGUCAAAAAGAGCCAGCUUCGUUCUCUUUCUCUCCUACUGGUAGAAGAAUUUGUGCUUGGUGGAGUUCUCAGUUAG